CCUCCGUCUCCUUGCACCCCCAACUCGGACUUGGUGCGUGGCACGCUCGGAGUCUGCGCGAUGAGGAGGAGGUGCUGCACUCCGGGAGUGCACUCAUCUGGCGAAGCACAGGCUGCAGCGCGGCAGGCGGCACGAGGAGCUGUCGCCGGCGGGCGGCCCUCGCACCUCUUUCGGCCGCAAGCGGCGCGCUGUCUAGGGACGCUUGCGGUCGAGACUCCUUCGCAGGCGUGGGACUGGCUCACCCUCUGUCGCCUGGACGCUCGUGGGCAACCACAGCAGACGACUGCCUGGGUUCCUCGCAAGCCGGGAGAUGAGCUGAAGUCUAGUCUGGCUAAGCAGGCACAGCGAGCCCCUUGUUCACAUUUUGCAUGCAAAAGCUCUGUCCUCAGCAUCAGGCGCUGGGCGUACGGCGCGUUGAAGACGGGACAUGUCGCAUGCGAGCCGACCACUCGUCCGCAGCGAGCAGGAGGUCAAAUGGCCGCUUGCAAAGCCUGCGGCUGCUCCUACUCGUCCGGGGGCCCUACGCACCUUCUUGCGAUGAAAAGGUAGCAGCCCUGAGAGCGGCUUGUGCGACGGUCAGCCGUCUGCCAGG
Tilletiopsis washingtonensis is the source of this 592-nucleotide messenger RNA. RefSeq lists its product as hypothetical. NCBI's taxonomy places the organism in Eukaryota, Fungi, Basidiomycota, Exobasidiomycetes, Entylomatales. The record is from RefSeq and is a predicted model, not a curated record. The transcript has a single exon. Bases 61 to 549 code for a protein of 162 amino acids.